Molecule: messenger RNA, 2096 nt
Organism: Closterium sp. NIES-67
Lineage: Eukaryota; Viridiplantae; Streptophyta; Zygnematophyceae; Desmidiales; Closteriaceae
Source: the annotation of a GenBank genome assembly
GCACCCAGCGUUUCACCAACCUGACGAAGCCACGCCAACCUACCUUGGGACGAACCGGGUCGCAUUAAAGGCGUAUUAGAGGCGGCCGUGUGGUAGAGUUGUGCUACGGAAGCGCGCCAGCGUGAAAGGUCACAUUGCAGGAGUUUAUCCUAAUAGUUCAUGCUCCUGCACACGUAGCUUUCGACUCUCCUUUUCCCCUUUCCAGCAUCUCCGUUCGAAUGGCGCUGCUGCCAGUAUUCCCUAGCCGCCGAUUGUUCGCGCGGCAUUCCCAAGGAGCGCAUACGGGGAUGCAGGCGCAAGCUGGGGAGGAAGCGGAGGAAGAGGGGGAGAGAGGGGACGAGAAUGCGCGGGAUAGACGGUUCGGAUUCACGGGACUCGCUACUAUCGAGGACGUGGUCGAUGAGCUGGGCAGCGAAUGGGAGGACGACACGUCAGUAGAGGAAUUCGAGGUCGAGAGGCCCACUCGCACUCCCUUGGUGGUCCCGACGACAGGCAAAGCGCGCACUGUGGGAGAAAGCAGAGGCGCACCCCAAAGUAGACCCCAAAAUAGAUCCCAAAGUAGACUCCAGUGUAGAUCCAGCCACGGCGCAACGAUGGCCCGUCGCUGGCGGCCGUUCUCCCCGUCACCGUGCGUUUGCCCGCCCAUCUGCGCGUCCUUCCACCCCAUCUUCUUCCGCGACCUCCGCCUCCCCGCUUACUCCGUCAUCUCCACUCCCCCUUCCCCCGCUCCGCCUUCCCCCGCGCCGUCGUUCCUCUCCUCAACCUCCUCCGCCACUUCCGCCACCUCCGCGCCCAUUCUCCGCCACAGGUCCGCGCAUUCCCCCCCCGGCUCUUCCUCCUGUAGCACUUCCACCUGCGCCUCCCCGGUCUCCUCCGCUGCCCCCAUCCGCCAUCCCCCCCACGCGGGCCUGGCGCCGCUCCCCCGCCAGGUGGACUGCCGCCAGGUCCACUCCCCCUGGCGCGCGCUGCUCUUUAGGAUCUGCGGCUUCCAAUCUGCGCUGCUGCAGCGGCGGCAGCACGUCUUCAUCAUGCGCCACGCGGAACGGUUAGACACAGUAGACCCGAGAUGGGCGCAAAGGGAGCCCAAUAGCCGGCCUUGGGACCCGCCGCUGUCGGAGUGGGGGCGGUACCAGGCGUACCAAGUGGGAGUGAGACUGCGGAAAGAGGGGUGGGGCGUGACCAGGAUAGUGUGUGCGCCGUACGUGCGGUGCGUGGAGACAGCGGCGGAGGUGAUAGGCGCCAUGAGCAGCACGCCUGACAUGGACUAUGCGCCCUCGGGCCCUGCGUAUGGCGGCUCGUCGUCGCCCUGCCUGCCGCUGCCGUGCCUGGGGAGGGUUGGGGCGGCGGGGUGCAGAACGGUGGGGGUGCAGCGCCACAUGAUCCAGGCGAUGCAGCGGCCCCUGACGCCUGCCCAGGCACUGCAGCACCGCAAGCGGAAGCACGCCAGCAGAGACAAGGCCUCCUCACUCUCCGGUUCGUACCACGACCCCGUUGGGCCAAGGACCCAGGAACCAGUGCCAACAGCACACACGUGGCAGGCAGGCAUGCCAGUGCCCCUGUCCCUCGUGCGUGCCUGCAUCGACUACUCUCUCUGUGAGGUGGUCCCGCCCGGCACGGCACGGCCACGUUUGUCUCAUGUGCUGGCAGGGCGGGCGGCGCUGGAGGCAUUGCUGCCUGCAGAGUGUGUGGAGAGGGUUGGGUGGGCAGUGACAGGCGGAGCGGACUUGAGAGUUCCAAGGGGACCGGAGGAAGUGGAGAAGGCAGCAAUGAGACUGGUGACAGCUAUGGACCGAAUCGCAGAGCAGUGGCCAGAAGAGAACAUAAUUCUCAUCACGCAUGCAGAGGCGCUUCAUGCAUCUGUGCUUCGAUGCUUAAAAAAGGCCAAUGUGUACAAUAUACUUAUGGCGGCAGUUGUUCAUUUACAACGUAAUGUGUAUCGAGAUCGAGAGGACGAGGACGAGAGGGGCAUCAGCGAGUGGCAGCUUGCCACAAGCUCUGGAAUGUCUGGAGUCUACUUUACAUAGUUUGGGCAGUGUAAUGUUGCGCACAAGUGUGACAGCAUAUUGGCAAUGCUUGUUCCUCAUCUCAUAUCAUGU